Molecule: messenger RNA, 1639 nt
Organism: Sardina pilchardus (European sardine)
Lineage: Eukaryota; Metazoa; Chordata; Actinopteri; Clupeiformes; Clupeidae
Product: zinc finger protein 391-like
Exons: 6
Coding region: 62-1462 (466 amino acids)
Source: RefSeq, a predicted model, not a curated record
UACACGGAGCUUUGCCUCGAGACCUGAGUGUUUAAAGUCGCAGCACACCGGCUGGUACGGGAUGGAUGUUAGUAUGAAGAUCACUGAUGAAGGUUCUCAGCAGCAACACCAUGUUGAUAUGAUGAGUCACAAGCAAGCCUGCAUUGACCUGGAGAAGGCAACCCAUUUCAUCACUCAGGUUUUACAGCAUUCAAUAGGUCGAAACCGGGAGCUGUGUGUAUUGAUCCGUCAUCUGGAGGAAAAGGAUGUGGAGACUGGGCGAAGUCUAUCAGAGCUAGCGGAGUCAAACCGCCAGCUGCAGGUGAAGAUUGAUGAACUACAGAAACGCCUGGAGGAAAAAGAUUGCUCCCUUACACAAGCCAACCACGGUCAGAUGGACUUGUCUGAGGGUUCGAGGCUGCUGGAGGGUCCAGUAUCUCGUAUUAAAGAAGAGGAGGCUCAAGAUGAUUCUGCAGUACAGGGGGCAGAACAGACAACAUCAUCAGCAGCAGACAUUAAAGAAGAAGAAGAGGAGGAGGAGACUCAGCAGAUCUUUGCGGUUAAAGAAGAGGUUGCUGAUGAUGGAGAGCUAAGUAAGAAGCUCGUAGAAAAAAGAGACCCCAGAACAGAACACACUCUUCUCUCCUCAGCUGAGGACAUCAAAACUGGACAGGAAGAGGAGAACACAUCAUACUUGGCUACAGUGUUCAGCUCCGAGGCUGCCCCAUCUUCCCCGUCCCCUGCAGAGAAGAAGCUCCACCACUGUAAUCUCUGUGGCAAAAAUUUUAGUCGUUCGUUUUGUCUCGCUGUCCAUCAACGCAUUCACACAGGAGAGAAACCAUACCGUUGCACUUGGUGUGAUAAAACUUUCACUCAAGAAAGCAGUCUGAAACAGCAUACACGCAUUCACACGGGCGAGAAACCUUAUCACUGUACUUGGUGCGGCAAGAGUUUCAGGCAAGCGAGUAAUUUUAAAGCUCAUCAGCGCAUUCACACAGGAGAGAGGCCAUACCACUGCACUCAGUGUGGCAAGAGUUUCCCUCAAAAGGGAAAUCUCAAACAGCACCAGUGCAUUCAUGCAGGAGAGGGGCUUCACCACUGCACUCAGUGUGGUAAAAGCUUUAAUCAAGAGGGAAAUCUCAGAAUUCACCAGCGUAUUCACACAGGAGAGAGGCCUUACCACUGCAGUCAGUGUGGUAAGAGUUUCAGUCAAGAGGGAAAUCUCAGAAGUCACGAACGAAUUCAUACAGGAGAGAAGCCUUAUGCAUGCUCUCAGUGUGGCAAAGAAUUCAAUGUAAAGGGAAGUCUUAAAAGACACCAGCGUAUUCACACAGGAGAGAGGCCGCACCAAUGCACUCAGUGUAGCAAAUGUUUUAGUCACAUAGAAUAUCUCAAAGUACACCAGCAAACUCACACUAGACCUCAAUGCACAAGAGAGUCUAUACCAGGGAUCUCCAACAUGGUGCAUGCAGGACGCCUAUGAGGGUGCAAACUCUAAAAAUAGUCAACAAGUCCCAUGCGGAUCAUGCUCUAAAAACAUCCUCCAACUUUUCAAUCAUUUUUUUUUAAUUAUUUAUUACUGUAGACCAGAACCAUUUCAAGAAUGUCUUUUACCUUACAUUUGUAACAUUGAAGGAUACAUAGAAUGGAAACCAUUUUU